Molecule: messenger RNA, 468 nt
Organism: Volvox carteri f. nagariensis
Lineage: Eukaryota; Viridiplantae; Chlorophyta; Chlorophyceae; Chlamydomonadales; Volvocaceae
Exons: 6
Coding region: 1-468 (155 amino acids)
Source: RefSeq, a predicted model, not a curated record
AUGACAAGUGGAAAGCUCUUCAGCUGUUACCCCGAGGAUACCGUGGAUUCAGCGCUGGAGCUGCUUGUGCAGAAUCGCAUCACUGGUCUCCCGGUCGUGGACGCUGAGAAUCGUGUGGUUGGCGUUGUGUCGGACUUUGACCUUCUUGCCCUGGACGCUGUGGGCCGAGUGAACGAGGAUCAGAACCUCUUCCCGUCGGCGGACCAAAGCUGGCAGGCAUUCAAGGAGGUCAAGAAGAUGUUGGCGAAGAGCGCCGGAAAGAAGAUCAAGGACGUGAUGACGGUUCAGCCAAUCACCGUAAGGCCCGAAACCAACUUGGAGGAUGCCACGAAUAUCCUCAUCGUAAAGAAGAUUCGGCGGUUGCCAGUUGUGGACUCCGAUGGCAAGCUCGUGGGCCUUAUCAGCCGCGGCAACAUUGUCAAGGCAGCUCUCGCGGCACGGAAGGCCUCGGCGGCUGCCAACAACUAA